Molecule: messenger RNA, 348 nt
Organism: Prorocentrum cordatum
Lineage: Eukaryota; Dinophyceae; Prorocentrales; Prorocentraceae
Source: the annotation of a GenBank genome assembly
AUGGCGGGCGCCGGCCCGAAGAGCGUGGUGCUGAUCCGCCACGGCCAGUCAGCCGCGCAGCUGUACAGCCGGUCGCAGCGCUGGGACCACACGCUGACGGAGCUCCGCGACCCGUACCUGUCCGAGGAGGGCGCGGCGCAGGCGGCGGAUCUAGGCCGCUGGCGGCGGGGCACGCUGGUGUUUUUUGUGGGGGGGCACGGGCCGUGGGCGGUAUUUUCUCUGAGGUCGGCCAGGGGUGGUGCCGCUCCGGGCCCCGCCCCCUGCCAGCUGGACGCACCUAGGCCCUAUCCUUCUGUGCGGCAUCACCUUGCCCGGGGUGUCGAUCUCGAGGCUCCCCUCCGCUUCUGA